GAGUACCAGGUUGCUUUACGGAAAAGGCUUCUCUGAUUCAGUCUGGAGCUGCAUUACAUUAUGCUUUUUCAUGGUUAUUGAUCUGCACAAAGAAUCGAGGAACCGAUACAGCAGGAUCCUAACUGGCAAAGCAGAUGGCGGAGACAACUUUGUCAAUCGCUUGAAAAAGAAACUGAGAAUCUCUCCAACCUACUGGAGGACAAUGUAUAUAAAAAUAUGGACGAAUCCCAGGAAACCCACAUAUCCAACCACCUGGAUGAAGUUGUUGCUGCUGUCAGCAUAACGCCUAGAAAGAAGACCCCAAACAAGCUGCCUCAGACAGCCCUGUUCCAGCCUCCUCGAGAGAAACUUCAGCUCUGUGAAGAGAAAGUGAAGUCCUUUUCCAGCAAUCACAAAUACAAAGAGGCCGUCCAGGAGCUCGUGCGCUGCGUGGCGCUGACGAGGAUCUGCUAUGGUGACUCACACUGGAAACUAGCCGAGGCGCACGUUCACCUGGCUCAGGGCUACCUCCAGCUGACAGGAAUGUCACUGCAGGCAAAAAAACAUGCAGAAAAGGCCAAAGAAAUCCUCACCGACUCCAUCACGCCCCCCUAUAACGAUGACACAGAUGUCUUCAAGUGUUCUAUCGAGCUGUUCCACACCAUGGGGAGAGCCUUACUCGCCCUCCAGAAAUUUAAGGAUGCGUCAGAGAAUUUGACAAAAGCAGAAAGACUCUCAAAGGAGCUGCUACAGUGUGGAAGGAUUAUAAAGGAAGAAUGGGUAGAAAUUCAAGCGCGGAUCAAAUUGUCAUUUGCACAGGUGUAUCAAGGUCAGAAGAAAUCAAAAGAAGCUCUUCCACUUUACCAAGAGGCUUUAGAAUAUAUUGAGAGCAGUAAAGGUGAAAGAAGUCUUGAGUGCGUACCAGUACUGAGGGAACUAGCAGGUGCAGAGCAAGCCCUGGGAUUCCACGAUGCAGCUGUCAACCACCAGCUACAGGCGCAUCUCAUUGUCCUGAGCAGAAACCCCUCUCCAGAGGAGGCCGGGGGCUCCGCCUACGCCGUGGCCCGCACCGCUGUGGCUUCUGGAAGACCCGAGCACCACGAUGUGGCUGAGCAGUAUUUUCAAGAGAGCAUGGCUAACCUUAAAGAUGUUAAAGGGGCCAGAAAUGCCAAAUUUCUUACAACUCAAGAUGAAUAUUGCCAUUUUCUGCAGGUCACUGGACAACAAGAGAGGGCAACUGCCAUCUUGAAAGAGUCUCUGGAAGCCAAAGUGGGAGUGUUUGGGGAUCUCAGUCCCGAGGUGGCAGAGACAUAUCGACUCCUGAGUGCUGCCGACCUGGAACAGAAGAACCACAGCGGGGCCCACAAGAAACUGAAGAAGUUGUCCUGGAGAAAGGUGAUGGUAGCUUGCUCCAAGACAGUGGCCAGGGGCUGGAGCAGAGUCGUGGGGGAGUCGAGGGAUGUCGAUAAGGACAUAGAACCCACGACAUGUGACGACACAGAGUGUCUUCAGAUUCAAACCCUCCUCUACGGACCGCAGGACAAGAGGACGGUGGCCACCCAGCAGGCCGUGAACACGCUGUCCAAAGUCCCCGAAGUGGCCGUGAAGUUGAGGCAGACCCCGAAAGUCAAGCCAGCCUUCUGUGCCAGCGUGGCCCACCACACAGCGCUGGGGAAGGCCAGGCCCAGCGUGGCCGACUGAGGCCGGCCCCACAGCACACACUGGGAGCUGCCAUCUAGGGAGCUGUGUCUACCGCUCUCCAGAGAGAAGGUGGCGGUGCCCCUGCCCAGUGCUGGCGACCUGCCCCACAACCCGCCCCCCCAGGCACACUGUGCCAGUGGAUGCCUGCAGGGUGUUCUGGUGCUCUAUAAAGCUCUUCCCUCUACCACCUGAGUGGUUCUUCUCACCAGCAGGCCGUUUACCCGCCAGCAUUAUUUGUCUUCCAACGCCCAAACGCCCCAUGCAGGAAAGUAGACUCAGCGUCUGACUGUGUGGGCAGGCAGGCAGCCCUCCAAGGGCCUGUGCUCAGAUUGGGAGCAAUGCAGGUGCGGGGUAGGGAGCCCUUUGUUACAGAAAGGUAACAAAAGAUUGAGAAUAAAGUGCUAACAAAAGGAAAUGCAGAAGUCCUGGGCUCAGUGUGUGUUUUGAAAACGAAGCGUGCCUCAGCCUCACGUCCUGGGAGCCUGGGGAGCCUUCUCUCCGCCCCGUGCCCAGGUGAGCCGCCACCACGCACCGGGCACUCGCCAAGAGCCUGGAGACACAAUGAGACGCCCAGUCCUCCUCCCCGCC
Molecule: messenger RNA, 2268 nt
Organism: Condylura cristata (star-nosed mole)
Lineage: Eukaryota; Metazoa; Chordata; Mammalia; Eulipotyphla; Talpidae
Gene: TTC23
Product: tetratricopeptide repeat domain 23
Exons: 12
Coding region: 217-1680 (487 amino acids)
Molecular function (GO): protein binding
Source: RefSeq, a predicted model, not a curated record